This is a messenger RNA of Ziziphus jujuba (common jujube), 2635 nucleotides long. RefSeq names its product subtilisin-like protease SBT3.5. Gene Ontology annotation, biological process: proteolysis. Bases 152 to 2506 code for a protein of 784 amino acids. NCBI's taxonomy places the organism in Eukaryota, Viridiplantae, Streptophyta, Magnoliopsida, Rosales, Rhamnaceae. Gene Ontology annotation, molecular function: serine-type endopeptidase activity. The record is from RefSeq and is a predicted model, not a curated record. The transcript is spliced from 10 exons.
ACUCUUAUUUUCUUUUGUCUGGAAUAUGUUAACAAGUACUUCUACUGCGGUUUAAAACCCAGGCAAAAAUAUAUUACCAUAAGCUUAAUACGUGUAGGAAACUCAUCCAAAGCUUAUAAUCCCCAACUCUUUCUCUCUGUGAUUGGAUAUAAUGGAUAGAAGUCCAGCAAUCUGGAAAUUUGCGAAGAAGAUGAACCACUCACUUGUGCUUCUCUCUCUCCUUAUACUUCUGAUCAAUAUCUCUGUAAUAUUUGUUGAGGCCACACGUAACGUGCACAUUGUGUAUUUGGGAAUGAACAAGUAUGCUGAUCCAGCACGUACCAAAAAGUCUCACCACAAAAUGCUAUCCACUUUGCUAGGAAGCAAAGAAGCUGCACAGAGGUCUAUUCUUUACAGUUACAGACAUGGUUUUUCUGGAUUCGCUGCAAGAUUAACACAAUAUGAGGCAGAAUCUAUUGCAGAUUUUCCUGAAGUGAUCCAAGUGUUUCCAAACCGCAUUCACAAGCUCCAUACAACCAGAAGCUGGGACUUCAUUGGAAUCCAUCAUAGUUCUCCCAAAAAUGCUUUGCCAGAUAAUAUGGGUAAAGGAACUAUCAUUGGUGUAAUAGAUUCGGGUGUUUGGCCAGAGUCAGAAAGUUUCAAUGAUGAAGGCAUGGAUCCAAUCCCCUCACAAUGGAAAGGAAUUUGCCAAGAAGGAGAGCAGUUUAACUCCACAAAUUGCAACAAGAAACUCAUCGGCGCUAGGUGGUUCAUAAAAGGACUCCAGGAGCAAAUCGAAAGGCCGAUUAACACAACAGGAAGUGAAGACUAUUUAUCAGCAAGGGAUGGAAUUGGACAUGGCACACAUACAGCUUCAACAGCAGCUGGUUAUUUUGUGAGAGGAGCCAACUAUGGAGGACUAGCUGAAGGAUUGGCCAGAGGAGGAGCACCUCUUGCUCACUUAGCAAUUUACAAGGUUUGCUGGGGUAUAGACAGUGGAGGUUGCACAGAUGCUGAUCUUCUAAAAGCAUUUGACAAAGCCAUACAUGAUGGAGUAGAUAUUUUAUCUGUUUCCGUGGGGAAUGAGAUUCCUUUGUACUCGUAUGUGGAUCAUCGAGAUUCAAUAGCAAUGGGGUCGUUCCAUGCAGUUGCAAAGGGAAUUACAGUUGUGUGUUCUGGUGGGAAUGAUGGACCCAUCUCAGGAACCAUAGAGAACACUGCGCCGUGGCUCAUUACUGUUGCUGCCACCACUAUUGACAGGGCUUUUCCCACCUCCAUCACACUUGGAAAUAACCAAACUUUCUGGGGGCAAUCUAUUGAUAUUGGAAAACACAAGCCCGAAUUUUCUGCUCUGACUUACUCCGAACGCAUAGCUCUAGAUUCCACUGACGAUUUUGCCAAGGAUUGCGAAUCUGGAAGUUUGAAUGCAACAUUAGCAGCAGGGAGAAUAGUGCUGUGCUUCUCAAAAACAGACCUACAGAAUAUAGAAUCUGCAUCAACCUCUGUGAAAGAAGCAGGAGGGAUUGGAGUGAUAUAUGCUCAGUUCCAUGAGGAUGGGUUGGGGUCAUGUGAUAUUCCAUGCGUUAAAGUUGAUUAUGAAGUAGGAACACACAUACUUUCCUACAUCAGAAAAUCAAGAUCUCCGAUAGCAAAGCUGAGUUCCCCAAACACUGCCAUUGGGAAAUGGAUCUCUCCUCGAGUGGCAUCUUUCUCAUCCAGAGGACCUAGUUCCAUCACUCCCGCCGUUCUAAAGCCCGACAUAGCAGCCCCAGGUGUGGACAUCUUGGCUGCAUAUCCAUCGGUUGGCAUACAACAUAGCCAUAGUUAUGCACUGCUAUCGGGAACGUCAAUGGCAUGCCCUCAUGUAGCAGGGGUUGCAGCUCUAAUCAAAUCUGUUCAUCACAACUGGUCUCCUGCAGCCAUAAGAUCGGCUCUUGUUACCACUGCUUCCCAAACCGGAACAGAUGGAGCAUCCAUAACCGCACAGGGCCUAACUAGCAAAGAAGCUGACCCGUUCGACAUAGGCGGUGGGCAUAUUAAUCCCAACAAAGCGUUGGAUCCAGGCCUCAUUUUCAAUAUUACUAGAGAGGAUUAUAUUCACUAUCUCUGCACUUUGGGCUACAGCAGCGCAUCCAUUACUGGUUUAGCCAAUACCAAAAUCAGCUGCACUAGUGAUCAGAAAAGAGCUUCUGGACUAGGUCUCAACCUCCCUUCCAUUACAAUUCCAGACCUCAAAAUGGCAGCAGCACUAACAGUGACAAGAACAAUGACAAAUGUGGGGCAUAUUAAUUCGGUCUAUAAGGCCGUCAUCCGGGCUCCCCCUGGCGUAAAAAUCAAAGUUGAGCCUCAAAUUCUAAGAUUCAAUCUAAGCACCCAAAAUCUAUCCUUCAGAGCUACCUUCUUUUCAACUCAGAAAGUGCAAGGAGAUUACAAGUUUGGGAGCCUAACUUGGACAGAUGGUUACCAUCUUGUCAGAUGUCCUAUAGCCAUACGUGUUAUCAGAUAUCAAUCGUAUGCACAUGUAUAAAAUGGCUGGUAUACAUGCAAAAAUCUGCUUUAACAACUGGAUUGAAAAAUAAAAAAUAAAAAUCAAAGGAAGGAGAGCAUUUGUGAACAGAGAAACUCAAAGAAAAAGAAAUAAUAAGCUAGUUAAUUA